Molecule: messenger RNA, 993 nt
Organism: Canariomyces notabilis
Lineage: Eukaryota; Fungi; Ascomycota; Sordariomycetes; Sordariales; Chaetomiaceae
Exons: 3
Coding region: 421-972 (183 amino acids)
Source: RefSeq, a predicted model, not a curated record
AGCCGCAGAGGUGCAUCAGCUUUCAUCUUCCCCUCUUCCCCCCUCGAUAGCCACAACUAGUCAACAUGCUAUGGCUAAACCGUUCGGGAUCGUUGCUGGCGCGUUGGGCGUUGCCGGCCUCUUCAAUAACUGCGUAGACUGUUUUGAGUACGUCCAGCUAGGUCGCCGCUUUGGGCGCGACUUUGAGAGAUGCCAACUCAGGCUGGACAUUAGAAAGACACGCUGAGCCGAUAAGGCAAGGCAGUUAAGAUCAAUGAUGACCCGCGUUUCCGCUCCAGCGCGCCGACCGACAAGUCGGUCCAAUUGGCGCAGUCGAUCAUCGAGGAAAUUGUGCUCCUCUUCGAGUCCGCCCGGAAAACGUCGAAGCGAUACGAGCACGUUGCAGACCAGCAGGACCUGGUGGUGUUUGAGGAUAGGGACAUGAAGCCAGCCGGGCGAGCGCUGUAUAGGCGGCUGAAAGACCUCGCUUGUCGGAGACAGAAAGAUACAACCCUGGCGAAGAAGACAGUAUGGGCACUCUACGACGGGAAGAGCCUGGAGAAAAUCGUCGACCAAAUCGCCGGCUUUGUUGACGAGCUAGAGAAAGCCUUCCCGGUCGAAGCCGUUUGUCACAAGCUGGCCGGGAUCGAAAUCGAAGAGGUGGAGGACGAAGCAGGUUUGACAAUGCUCAAGGAUGCCGCGGGAGGGAUCGACAAGGAUCUGUCAGGUGCGGCUGCACAGAAGAUCGACGCAAUCGCGGGAAGGAACUCCGCCAAGGAUGUCAGGAUGGGGGGCCAUGCAAGGGUCCACAUCCUCAUCAGAGAUCAGACGAUCAAUUCGGUAAAGACGGUGGUGGCGACGGGUGAGUCUGGAAUCCAGAUUGGAAAUACGUACGGUGGCAAGGGGUUGAGUUCUACCACUUGGUACAGAAUCACGGUCCCGUAUUUUCUCAACAAGGGCUUUUCAAGCACUACUUCCCAAUGUUCUCACUAGCCGGAAGAUGGCAUAUGUAAA